Messenger RNA from Pleuronectes platessa (European plaice), 1691 nucleotides. It is a transcript of the gene cfap157, whose product is annotated as cilia and flagella associated protein 157. Gene Ontology annotation, cellular component: cilium; ciliary basal body. NCBI's taxonomy places the organism in Eukaryota, Metazoa, Chordata, Actinopteri, Pleuronectiformes, Pleuronectidae. The transcript has 12 exons. Gene Ontology annotation, molecular function: microtubule binding. The record is from RefSeq and is a predicted model, not a curated record. Bases 174 to 1691 code for a protein of 505 amino acids.
AGAAGGAAGGGAAGAAGCGACCGGACAGUUGUUGUUUUUCAAAGUUUUUCCUUCAACAAACAUUUUUCCCCAAUUUCUUCAAUUGGCAUAAGGGACUCAGAAUCCGGACAAAGAAUCGCCUCCUCAUCUUUCUCAUUCUGUUCUUCAUUCAGCAUCUUUACAACAAUUCAACCAUGCCGAAAAAAAAGGGAAAAGCGAGUGAGAAACAAGAAGAGAAGAAACCAGUGGAGACGAAAUCAGUAGAGAAGAAACCAGAAGAGAUGAGUCCAGAAGAGCAGAGAUACAGAGAUAGAGAAUUAUUCCUGAAUCAGAUCCAAUAUCUGACCGAUCAGCUGGAGAGGAACCAGCUGAAGUGUGACGGCCUCGAGCAGCAGAGUAAGGACUUUACGUCUCAGUACAGUUCACUGGACAAAGACAAGAACGACAUCAUGGACUAUCUGAAACGCUCGUUGCUGGAGAAGGAGGACGAGGCGGACGAACUGUAUGAGAAGCUGGAGACUCAGCGACAGACUGCAGCCAAAGACAAAGAAGCUCUGCGGCUGGAGGACGAUCAGAUGAAACAAGAGCUUCAGGAGCGGAUAGAGGAACUCAGCGGGGAGAACAAGAGACUGGGGUCCAGCUUGGCCAGUCUGGAGGAGUUCAAGAGGCAAAGGGAGCAGCUGACAUCCAACAUGGAGUCUCUGGAGAGGCAGCUGGCCAGUCAGGAGGAGAAGCACACAGCCGACCUGCACAACCUGAAGAUGUCAGUACUGCUGGAGAAGAACAGGUUAGAGAAGGAGAUGGAGAACCGCGAGGGCAACAUGGGUGUAAACGUGCAGCGCCUGGUGGACCAGCAGCUUCCUGUGGAGACCAAACAGGCCUUCGAGGAGAACAGGGCGUUGCUGACUCGCUGCAGGCAUCUGUCAGAGCGAGCUGAGGCCCUGAUAAAGGAGAACGCUGCGCUGCAGGAACACAAGAGUAAACACAACGCAGACUCGAACAUCCUGGAGAAAAUGAACAAAGAUCUGUCCCGCAAGGUCUGCAUCGCCAAGAAGGUGGUGAAGCAGGUGUCAGCUCAGAGUGAGCAGCUGCAGGCGGAGCUGAGCACCUGCAAGCAGGAGCGGGCGGAGCUUCAGGCCGAGCUCCGACGGCUCGUGGACGCGAUGGCGGUGCUCAGGCAGUUCAAGGCCUCGGUGCCAGAACCCCCCAGGGAAGACAGCGCCGAGGUGACCGGGCUGAAGGCAGCGCUGCAGGAGGCGAAGAGGAGGAGCCGCCGGAUGAAGAGCGCCAUGCAGGAAGCAGUCGACACGCUCCGACAAACUCUGCCGGAGGCGCUGAUGGAGCAGAACCCUGAGCUCGGCCUCGACAGGUGGAACCAGCUGAUGCAGAAGCUGCUGGUCGUGUUGGACACCGGCACCAGCUCCUCUGCGGAGGACCUGACCUCUGACCCUGCAGCCACCAGGUCAUUAAAUCCCUUCAUCCGUUUCAUCGUGUACAACUACAGCAGCUUUUUGAUGCCCUGUGCAGCGCCUCUGGAUCCAGUUUCCAGUUUCCAGUUCCAGCUCGCUCGCUACCGACCCGGAGACCUCGGCCUCAUCCCGCCUCCGGCUCAGAAGCUCCUCCUCUCCAGGACCGGACCCGUCUCCUUCUCGUCUCUGCCCGGGAAAGCGUCCGGUCAGAAGACGUCCGGCUCCGUCAACAAACACAAAUGA